Notodromas monacha is the source of this 5923-nucleotide messenger RNA. Lineage: Eukaryota; Metazoa; Arthropoda; Ostracoda; Podocopida; Cyprididae. The record is from the annotation of a GenBank genome assembly.
UUCGGGUCGAAGGAGCGCCGGGUGGGGGACCGUGCUUUCGUUUUAGUUGACAUCAGGGACAUCAAAGGAGUGCGGCAAACGAAAAUUUCCAAGGAUUUUGAACGAUGGAAUGAAGAAAGUAAACGCUACGAACCGUCAUGCUGCUUUGUAGUUUCGUACGGAAACGACUUCAGACUAAAGCAUUGGUCCAUCGUAGCAUGGACCGAGAAAGAGUGCGAAAUGUGGGUGAAUACCCUCAAAUUUCUUUCACUGCAAGAAAUCCAUGCCUUAUAUCCUGUUCAAAUGAAGCGGUGGUUGAUCAAAGAAUUCCGGGCUCUUGAAAAUUCACGAAAUGCAGUUUCUCUGCGUGACGUGAAGUCGUGGCUUCCACGCGUCAAUGUGAAACUUCCCACGUCCAAGUUGAGAGAAGCAUUCACGAGUGUGGACAACAGCAAGAAAGGAGAGAUUCUGUUUAACGAUUUUGCGGCUUUGUACAAAGUGUUAUUGUGCGACAAAAAUGUGUUCCAAAAUUGUUUUGGUUCGUGUUCAGCUGAUGGAACUAAGGUGAUUGCAGCCGAUUUUGGUGCUUUUCUCCAACGGCAAGAUAAUUCUUUGAUUGAUCCGGAUGAAGCGAAAUGUCUGGAUAUCAUGAAAGAUUAUGUGGAUGUUGGUAGAAGUUCAUGUGAUGGUUAUUUAACCGGCGAUGAGUUUAUGGAUUACCUGUACAGCAAGAACAAUUCCUUAUGGGAUCCUGUGAACAACUCCGUAUCUGAGGACAUGACUCGACCUUUGAGUCACUACUGGAUCGCUUCUUCACAUAACACAUAUUUGACUGGCGAUCAAUUCUCGAGUGAAUCUUCCGUGGAAGCCUAUGCGCGUUGUUUGCGGAUGGGCUGCAGAUGCGUGGAACUUGAUUGCUGGGAUGGACCCGAUGGACUUCCUCUUAUUUACCACGGCCACACAUUAACUACCAAGAUUAAGUUUCUGGAAGUUAUCCAAUGCAUCCGGGACAACGCUUUUAUUGCAUCCGAUUACCCCGUCAUUCUGUCAAUUGAGGAUCACUGCUCAUUGCCGCAACAGAGGAAGAUGGCGGCGGCUUUUCGCGAAGUAUUCGGAGAAUUGCUACUUACCCAGCCCCUGGAUAGGAAUGAGAAGGUGAUGCCGUCACCAGCGUCGUUGAAGAGGAAGAUUAUUUUGAAACAUAAGAAGCUCCCUGAAGACGACCUGGAUUCUUUCCCAUUGGUGCGAGCAGACGAAGGCUUGGGCGGAGAGUCAGAAACGAGCAGUUGGCAGAAAAAUGGUAUUCUUUGGCUGCAAGAUCCAAUAUGCGAACAAGAGUGGCGAAGACACUACUUCGUUCUCACCCAAAAUAAACUUUAUUAUACCACGGAACACCAGGAUACUUCGGCGGAAAUAGACGAGGAAGAAGACGAAGACGAGGAUUCUAGGAAACGAAAAGAUCGGACAAGUCGUGAUGAAUUACACUUCGGUGAAAAAUGGUUCCACGGGGCUCUUCCUGGAGGCAGGGCGGGUGCUGAAGCAUUACUUCAAGAACAUUCUCAUUUAGGCGAUGGAACUUUCUUGGUUAGGGAAUCUGCAACGUUUGUCGGCGACUAUACUUUGUCUUUCUGGCGUCAGGGUAAAGUGAAUCAUUGCAGAAUUAAAAAUCGAUUGGAGCAAGGAUGCAUCAAAUACUUCAUGAUUGACUCCGUCACGUUUGACAGCUUGUACAACCUUGUGACGUACUAUCGUGCAGUAUCUCGGUCAUCUGCAUUCAAUUGCCUUGAAUCGAAUCACACGUUCAACGUUCGACGCUUUACCAUGUUAAAAGCUGUAAUUCAAUUGAACCUUCGUGAUUCCUCCCAAUCAUCUAGAAAUAACCCGUUGAGGAGUCAAGAGUUCUGGAUUACGCUCAAAGAACCCGUCCCGCCACCCAGUCAGCACGAAUCUAGAGAAUGGUACCACGGAUCUCUCAGUAGAAAUCAGGCGGAAGACAUGCUGAAGAAAGUUCCUCAUGAUGGAGCUUUUCUAGUGAGGCCUUCUGAAACCGGCAUGGGAACUUUCGCUGUUUCUUUCGUCGUAUUGAAAAACUGGCUAGCCUUCUUUUUGACGCUUUCAUACAUCCACCGUUUUAGUGCUCAGAAGAAAAUCAAGCACUGUCGAGUGAAGCAAGAGGGACGCCUUUUCUCCAUCGGAAGUUCGCAGUUCGAAAGCCUUGUGGAGCUGGUUGAGUAUUACCAAGCAAAUGAUCUUUACAAGAAGGUCAAGCUAAAAAUUCCGGUUACUGACGAUCUCGUGAAGCGAAUGAAUUCGGACGCGAAAGAGAAUGCGGUAUAUGCAACGCCGGACCUGUACAUGGACCCCAUCACUUGCGCAGGCUCACGCGUGACUGUGAAAGCCACGUUUGAUUACAAAGCGCAACGAGAAGAUGAACUGAGCUUCUGCAAACACGCGGUCAUCACAAACGUGCAGAAAAAGGACGGCGGUUGGUGGCAGGGUGACUACGGUGGCAAGCGGCAGCACUGGUUCCCUGCAAACUAUGUGACGGAGGUAGAGGAUACUAAUGAUGAUGCUGGUGACUCUGUACUUGGUGACCUCCAACAAGGCUGUGUUGACAUCGUGGGAGCGAGUGUGAAAUUGCUUGAAUUGACAAACCCAUUGAUGGUAUCCGCUGGGGACGCGAUACAUCAAGAUUUAAAGUUGGAUUCUUGUAACGAAGUACUUAUUUUCAGGUUGAUCCGAAUUGAAUCUGCGUCAGCGGCGAGAGCGUUUGAGAUGGCAUCAGCAGACGCGGACGAGGCCAUGGACUGGGGUAAAAAAAUCACAGAAAUGGCCACGUUGUCCAACGAUCUCGCCCUCCAACACCGACAGAUGGAACGGAUCAAGCGCAUUGCCAAGGACCUGUCCAACCUCAUCAUUUAUUGUCGCUCAGUGGCCUUUUUGCCCGAUCGAAUCCAGGAAUGUGGACGGAACCACUCGGAAAUGUCGUCCUUUCCCGAGACAAAAGUGGAGAAGUGGCUUAGUCCCGCGAAUGUCAAAUUUUUCAUGUGGUACCACCAUGUUCAGUUCAGCCGGGUUUAUCCCAAGGGACAGCGAUUGGAUUCGUCAAAUUAUGAGCCAGUGAAAAUGUGGAACACAGGAGUUCAAAUGGUUGCGUUGAAUUAUCAAACUCCAGAUAGACCCAUGCAGCUGAACCAAGGAAAAUUCCUUCAGAACGGCGGCUGCGGUUACGUGUUGCGACCAUCAUUCAUGUUCGACGAGAACUACGAUCCCUACAAUAAAAGUACUUUGACGCCCGAUGUCAGUCCAGUGAUCUACACAAUUAGGAUUAUUUCGGGCCGACAUUUAAGCAAGUCGGGUCGUGGAGUCGUGAGUCCAUUCGUUGAGGUGGAAGUCAUUGGGGCAGAGUAUGACAGCGGAAGCAAGUUCGUCACCAAAACUGUCACGGAAAAUGGCUUAUCUCCUGUUUGGGACGAAAUUAGUGAAUUCACCGUUUUGUGUCCUCCGCUGGCAUUGUUGAGAUUUGUUGUUCAGAAUGAAGAUGUCUUCGGUGAACCGAAUUUCCUUGGUCAAGCUACUUUUCCAAUCACCUGCAUCCGUCCAGGAUUUCGUAGCGUUGAGUUGAAAAAUGCUUACAGUGAGGAGUUGGAACUUUCGGCAUUGCUGGUGCACGUAGACAUCACACACCCGAAGGAAGAAGAGGAAGAAAUACGAAAAUUACGAGACCAGUUGCCGAAGUUGAGGAAGGAGUUUGAAGAAUUCGAAAAGGACGGCAAGACAGCCGAAGCCACUAUGACUCGAGAUGAAUUUGCGCUAGUCGAACAGCGUUUAUUCAUGAUGAUGAGCGGGCGCAGGGAUCGCCUGAAUGCAACACAAAGUCGUUUGAUGCGUCGUUCCAGCUCUUCUACAAGUGCUUCCUCGGCCAAGUGAGAGUCAUGGAAAGAAGCCGAGGUUGGUGGAAGAAUGAACUCAAGUUUUUCGGGGUGUUACGAGAAAAGAUUGGAACUCAAGGAGGAUGCAGCAUAGGAACAAAGAACUCCAUUUUUUAUUCUUGAAGUUCUAGAUAGUCCUAAUUGAUGGAAAUGGUUCAGUUUCCAUGAACCAGUUGUUUUUUGAUAAUUGUCGGUGCUUGUGUGGAAUCUCAGUUUUUUUUUACGAGUUAAUUCUCGUCUUCCUCAACUUUCGUAAUUGAACUCAAAAUUCUAUUCAAGUGUGAAACAGUGCUCUUGAAUGCCGUGUCAGCAUUUGCCUACAACUUUCAGCCGUUUCUUCACGUGGUUUUCGCUGCUGACGAUGUUCGUUAUUUUCUGUGAAACGAUGUAUUUUUAGUGGCGAAUCCAACUUUUAUAACAGCGCAUCUAAUCAGCAGAAAUUAUUUCCCCAACAGUGGAUUUUGUGUGCUAUUUUUGUUACUGGUGAUUUUAUCUCAUUCCUGGAGAUUAUUUUACGAAAAUGUUAUCUUAUUUUCCCCAAGUUUCUCGAAAGGCAACUUUUAUGAGCGCAAGCUUCUUUGUUUGCUUGCUCCGAUUUGACCAGAGUGAGCUUCUCCGCAAGUAUUUUUACUUCAAUGAAGCAAGAUAAAAUGAUCUCGGGCAGAUUGAUAUUUGUUUCAUUCCUAUACAGUACUGAUUUUCUUGACGAUGAACACAAGGACAGUCCGAGUAUUUGCAGAGAUCUGAGCAGUCCGAGUAUUUGCAGAGAUCUGAGCAGUCCACUACUUUCACAGUGAAUCUAUGUACAGUACUUCAGAUGUUUUCCCGAAAGGGCCCAAGUGUUUUUUGCUCAGCACGCUUAUAUAUUAUGGACGUAAUUCUUGCUUAGACUACGACUUUUAUUAGCAGGCUGGACAGGCAAUGCAUGUUGCUGCUAGAAAUGCAGGGAAAUAGUAUGAAAAAGUAUUCUUGAAGUACAGUAAGUAAUUGCUCUGUAUUACUGGAUUUUUCAGAGUGAUAUUUUGAAUAUUUAUUUAAGUUUUGUUGUAAAACAGAUAAAGGAAAAUAUAUUUUGCCUUGAAGCGCCUGAGUACUGAGCAAGUGCACCGACUGAGUCAGCUGACACGUCGGUGCAAUUCCAGAUUCAGAAGAAAGGGUUUGCUAAAAAAUUCGCAUAAUUUCUGGUUGCAGCAAGCAACAAUGCACAAAAGUAGGCAGUAAUGAACUUCUGUUUUUAAUUUAUUCAUUACAAAUCUCUUGGCAUAGAAGUCAGAAAGUGUUGCCAGCGUGAAACUUUGUGAUAAUUAAUUUUUUAAAUGCACCAACGACUUCGAAUAAAAUGGAAUCUUGGAAUUCGGAAUAUUACGCGGAAUUCAGGGAUUUUCGAGCAGAUUCAUGCCAAAGAGCCGCGACAGAUAAUCAGAGGCGAAGAAAAAUGCGCAAUCUUUAUAUUGUAUAAGUUGCGAUUUUGAAGAAGUUUCUGAAUACUGUAUUUCAAUGAUUUCGCAGUUAAGUCUGUGAAAUUUUCGCAUUUUAAAAUGGAAAUAUUGAGUAAAUUUUACUUGAAAAAUUAGAGCAAAGCUCACGGGACUAGUUUCCCCAUAUGACGUACUGUUUCUCUCUUUCAUAUUGAAAUCAAGGAUCGCUAGAAAAAAGCGGCCUAGGUAGAUUCAAGAACCCGAUAAUAGAAUACUUGUGCCUAAAUUUAAAAUGGAAAAUACUGUACCCAACGUAGCCAGAGCGGUGUUAAUGAUGUGGUCUUUACCAAAGGGGAAACUCACUCCAGUCAAAUCAGAGCUGAACAAACAAGAUUUAGUUUCUCUCCGGAAAUACGUCCUUCUGGAAACAAGGAAAAUUGAUGAAAUUUAUGCCAGCUGUGCUUGAGCAACAAACCAUUGAUGUGCUUGGCUGAAAAGCAGAAAUGCAUGCAUUCAAUGAAAAAAUAAAUUUUGUCUCUUGUUUUUUGCGAGGAAAAAUGAUCAAAGGCUAUGAAAUGUAUGAGGUUGAUAUUC